Molecule: messenger RNA, 6616 nt
Organism: Chiloscyllium plagiosum (whitespotted bambooshark)
Lineage: Eukaryota; Metazoa; Chordata; Chondrichthyes; Orectolobiformes; Hemiscylliidae
Gene: arhgap5
Product: Rho GTPase activating protein 5
Biological process (GO): regulation of cell size; Rho protein signal transduction
Cellular component (GO): cytosol
Molecular function (GO): GTPase activator activity
Source: RefSeq, a predicted model, not a curated record
GGGUUAAUGUUAGAUCUUGUGACCUUCCGUCAUUAAUAUUCAGCGAUGAGUUUGUUGAACCUAAACUCAGUCUUCAAUCUCUGCCACGUCGCACUUAGCAUGGAAGGUGCGCUAACUUGCUACACUAUGUCCACUUGACCUCAAGCCCUGGCUUCGGCAGAAUGAGAAUACUGUAGUUGGGUUUUCUGUUUCUUCUGCUUCCCAUGUAGCAGACAUUUUUUGCCUGUGCCCAGUACUAACACUCAGAGCGAAACUCCACCAUCUCCCAUCGGCGCAAGUGGGAGGAGCAACGGUCACAUUCCUGCUCGCGCGCCCUCACGCUGCGUCAUUGCGCCCGACCUGGUACGUGCUGGCGUCAGGACGCCGAGCGAGGUUGCCGUUGGAAGGGACGCUGUCGUCGCGGCCCCGGCUCCCGUAUCGUGUCGUUGUUUGCGGAGGGGGCAGGGACGGAGAAGAGAGUAGCGGACGGCAGGGGCGAGUUUGCUUUAGUAACCUAAAUAGCAGCAAAAGUUGUGCCGACGGUAUCCGCCAUUUCAGCUCAUUUGGAUUUGGAUAUAGAUUUGGAUAUAGAUUUGGAUUUGUCCUCGUCCUCAGUUAAGAGGAAGGCGGAGAGAUUAAGAAAAACUUGGUUCCCCGAGCUGAGCCGCUGUAGACUUGUAUGUCUGUUAUUUUUAAUGGAAAUUGUUCAAAUGGAGAGAGUUGAAAAAUUACAAUAAAUAGGAGAAGAGGCGGCAGUGGGAGCGCGAGAGCGAAGCACUGCCCUGUUAAUCCUGGUUUGCCGAGGUGGAGGAGUGAGUCGGGCCGUGCCAGGCCGCCGAGAACCUGGCAGCGACCAUGUUGGCAUAAGGAUUCUGGAUUUUUGCUUAUCCUGGGGGAGGGUGCGAGGCCUGUUGAAGAUGCCUGCAGGAGAUGACAUUGGAAUGCCCAGUGCUAAAAAUUAAAUUUUGAGAAGCUAUGGAUAAAAAUAAAAUUGAGGACCAAAUGCAUUUUCGAUGAGAUGGAAUUGAAGUUGACUGGUCCUGAGCAGAUGCACUUUGUCUGGGGUCACUACAGAAUAAGAAGCACUUUCCAAUGCUCUCUUAAAAUGUAAUGGGAUGAGUGGAGAAAUAUGAUGGCAAAAAACAAAGAACUGCGUCCCCCAACGUAUAAUAUUAGUGUGGUGGGACUAUCUGGAACAGAGAAGGAGAAAGGUACAAGUGGUGUUGGAAAGUCUUGUUUGUGCAAUCGAUAUGUGCACCCAAAAGCUGAUGAUUAUUACCCAGAGCAUACCUCAGUACUCAGCACAAUUGACUUUGGAGGCCGUGUUGUCAACAAUGACCAUUUUCUGUUCUGGGGUGAUGUAAAUCACACAAGUGAAGAAGGAACUGAAUAUAAAGUACAAAUAAUUGAACAGACUGAAUUUAUUGAUGACCAAACUUUUCUGCCUCAUCGAAGCACAAAUUUACAACUAUAUAUAAAACGAGCAGCUGCAUCAAAAUUACAGUCAGCAGAGAAGUUGAUGUAUAUUUGUACUGAUCAGUUGGGUUUAGAGCAAGACUUUGAGCAAAAGCAGAUGCCAGAUGGAAAACUGACCAUUGAUGGCUUCCUCUUAUGCAUUGACGUAAGUAAAGGUUGCAAUAGGAAAUUUGAUGAUCAGCUUAAGUUUGUAAAUAAUCUUGUUGCUCAGUUGGCUAAAACAAAAAAACCUGUUGUUAUAGCAGCAACAAAAUGUGAUGAAUGUGUUGAUCACUACCUACGGGAGGUGCAGGCUUUUGCAACAAAUAAGAAGAAUAUGCCUGUAGUGGAAACGUCAGCCCGUUUUCAUGUGAAUGUGGAUUUGUGUUUUGCUACCUUAAUCCAGUUAUUGGAUAAGACACGGGGCAAACCGAAGAUUAUUCCAUAUCUGGACGCUUAUAAGCAGCAGAGACAACUUGUUGCUUCAGCGACAGAUAAGUUUGAAAAGUUAAUUGUUCAGGCAGUGAAAGAUUAUCAUUCAGAGUGGAAAGCUGUGAGUAAUAAGUUGAAAAACCACCCUGAUUAUGAAGAGUACAUAACUUUAGAGGGGUCAAAGAAGGCAAAAAAUACUUUUUCUAAGCACAUUGAGCAACUCAAACAGGAACAUAUUAAAAAGCGACGGGAAGAAUAUAUAGCUUUAUUACCAAAAGCCCUUAAUGCGUUGCUUCCCGAGCUUGAAGAAAUUGAGCACUUGACCUGGUCGGAAGCUCAAAGUGUUUUGGAACAAAGGUCUAACUUUCCACUCUGGUUUAUUGUACUGGAAAAAACACCAUGGGAUGAAACUGACCACAUUGAUAAUAUGAAUGAUAAAAGACUUCCCUUUGAUCUGCUUAGUACAUCAGAAGGAGAAAAAGUAUACCACAAUCAUGUGCAACAUUUAAUUUCUGAGAGGAGAAGGAUUGAAAUGAAGGAGAAGUUUAAAAAACAUCUUGAAAAGGUACAAUUCAUUACACCUGGUAAGCCCUGGGAGGAGGUUAUGUGCUUUGUCAUGGACAAUGAAGCUUUUAAAUUCAUAACUGAUGCUGACCGUCGAGAGGUUUAUAGUAGACAUCAGCAAGAAAUAGUUGAAAAAGCAAAAGAAGAAUUCCAAGAAAUGCUUUUUGAACACUCUGAACUUUUUUAUGAUCUGGAUCUUAAUGCAACACCCAAAAUGAGUGAAAUCAAUACUGUUCUGAGUGAAGAACCAAGGUACAGAGCUUUACAAAAGCUUGCACCGGAUCGGGAAUCUCUGUUACUAAAGCACAUAGGAUUUGUGUAUCAUCCAACUAAAGAAACCUGUCUAAGUAGCCAAAAUUGCAUGGACAUUAAAGUAGAACAGUUGCUUUCUACUAAUCUGAUAGAGUUUGAUAACAACCGGCCAAACACAUAUCAGGAUAGUGCCAAUAUUGACAAACUUAACCUUGUUCUCUUGGGUCGGGAUGGGCUUGCACAAGAACUAGCCAAUGAGAUUCGAGCUCAAUGUACCGAUGAUGAGUACACUUUGGAUGGUAAGAUUUAUGAACUGGACCUUCAACCAAUUGAUCUUAGCACUUUUGUGAUGUCUGGCUUAACAUUGACCAAUCAACCUCAUGGAUAUUUCUGUGUCUACAACUCUACAGAGUCAUUUAGUGGGUUGGCAGAUUGCAUAGAACGAAUAAGAAGUGAAACACCCCCAAACAGGAAGGGCAGGAUUAUAACCAAUCUUCCAUUUACACUAAUAUUAGCAAACCAGAGAGACAUUGGUUGCAAGAACUUGCCUAUUUUAAAACUACAAGGGCAGCAACUUGCUAACAAGUUACAGUGUCCUUUUGUUGAUGUACCUUCUGGAACCUAUACUCGCAAAUUUCAUGAAUUACAAAUAAAACAAGCUCUUCGAGGACUUCUUGAUGCAUUGAAACACAAUUUGAAUAUUGUUAGUCCCUUGCCCAAUAAUAAAGAUCCAUCAGAAGCUGACUUGAGAAUUGUCAUGUGUGCCAUGUGUGGAGAUCCAUUUAAUGUUGACAUAAUUCUUUCACCUUUUUUGGAAUCACAGUUUUGUAGUGCUACUCAACCUGGUCACAAUAACUCACUCCUUCUGGAGAAGAUUAUUGGUGAAAAACGCAAACGAAUUCAGAUUACAAUACUUUCAUACCACUCAUCGAUUUGUGUUAGGAAGGAUGAGUUAGUACAUGGAUAUAUCCUAGUUUAUUCAGCAAAACGAAAGGCAUCCAUGGCAAUGCUCCGUGCAUUUUUGGCCGAAGUUCAAGAUGUUAUUCCAGUUCAGCUUGUGGCAGUUACUGACAGUCAAGCUGACUUUUUUGAAAGUGAAGCAAUUAAGGAGCUGAUGACGGAGGGUGAGCAUAUAGCAACUGAGAUAUCUGCAAAGUUCACUGCUAUAUAUUCUUUAUCACAAUAUCAUCGGCAGACAGAAGUAUUUACGCCAUUCUUCAGCGAUGUUCUUGAGAAGAAAAAUAGCAUUGAAAAUUCGUAUAUAUAUGAUAGCACUAGAGAAUCCACAAAUGUUAGUGAAGACCUUUCUUUAUCUCCUCGGGCAAGUUCUCCAACUUAUAAUUAUUAUCCAGAUUCUGAAGAUGACAAUGAAGCACCUCCACCUUAUAGCCCUAUUGGGGACGAGGUACAAUUGCUUCCAUCAUCAAGUGAUCGUUCCAAACAUCGACCAGAUUUUGAAGGAACUGAGUAUCCAGUUCAUAGCAGUCCAGUUGUUAAUCAUGAUAACCAUAAAGUGCCUCCACCUAUUAAACCUAAACCUGCGAUUUUGAGGCAUGAUGUGAGAAAACUUGAUCCAAAUCUUGUAAAAACUAUUGAACAGGUUAUUGGUAAGAAUCCAAAGAGACACAAUCGUGGACCUUUUGGCUAUCUGGAUGAUUUAGAUCCAUCUGAUAAUUAUUCUGUUCCAAAAGAUGCUGUAUUAAAACCCAAAGUGGAUGAUGAAAUAUAUUCAACUCCCCAGGACUCUAAGAAUACCAAGAUUGCAAGAAAGCCAAAUUUAAUUGGGGGAAAUAAUUCUCAAGGUGAGGAAGAAAAUGGAUUAAUUGAUAGAUCAUCAAAGCCACCAAUAACACGGAAGCCUUCAAAAUAUAAAUACAAAUCUAAGACACUUUUUAGAAAGGCUAGACUAUACUACAGAAGGAGAGAGCGCUUUGAGGUUAGUGAUGAUGAAACCGUGCCUUCUUCCUCACGAAAACCAAAGAAAGGAAAAAAUCAUCGCGGAAGUGAGGAAGAUCCUUUACUGUCCCCAGAAAAUUGUGGGAAAGCAGGCAUUGAUAACCCUGCUAUUGCAUCUGAUCCAGAAGUUGAUGAUGUAAGGAGGCAUAGAAAAGACAAGAAGCCAGCAAAACCAAAGUCACAAAAACCAAACAAAAAGGGACAGAAACCUACUUUGCCAUCAAGAAGAAAUUGGGACAGCAAUUACUUUGGAGUGCCUCUUGAAGACGUGGUUACUCCUGAUCAUCCUGUACCACAUUUUAUUGAAAGAUGUGUGGAGUACAUUGAAUCUACAGGUUUAAACACAGAAGGACUGUAUCGUGUAAGUGGAAACAGGACUGAUCAAGAUAACAUUCAAAGGCAGUUUGAUCAAGAUCACAACAUUGAUCUUGUGGCGAUGGAUGUGACUGUUAAUGCAGUGGCAGGAGCUCUGAAGGCUUUCUUUUCUGAUCUACCCGAUCCACUUAUUCCCUACAACCUACAUUCAGAGCUAUUGGAAGCAGCUAGACUGACAGACAGGACAGAAAAGCUGAAUGCUCUCAAGGAAUUGUUGAAGAAGUUUCCUGCAGUAAACUAUGAAGUUUUCAAAUACAUUAUUACCCAUUUAAACAGGGUUAGUCAGCAGAGUAAAACAAAUCGUAUGAUAGCAGAUAAUCUUGCCAUUUGUUUUUGGCCUACCUUCCUGAGACCAGAUGGCCUGACCAAUGCUGCAGUGAAUCAGUCUGCAAUUGAGACGUUUAUUCAGCAAUACCAGUUCCUCUUUUAUGAUGGAGAAAUUGUAGAAACAGUCACCCCUCCUGAGGAGCCUUGCACAGGUCAGUUGGUAGAACCAUUGUUACCACUGCCGUCGUUGCCACCACCGCCAGCAUCUCAACAGUUUCAAACACAGAUGCAGACAGAUCAGCUUGAUAUCAUAUGAGCAAAAUAACAAGAGAUAUCAUUAUAGAAGCACUAAACUGGGUGUUUGACAGUCCAAUUGCUAAAGUUUGGAAGACCUAAAGUGAUUAUGCAUUUGCAAACUAUAGUAGCAACAUUGCUUUAAGAUCAAUCUAGCAUUCCUUUCUUCACUUACCAAAGGAGACAGUUGUAAGUGUGGAUAUUAAUGGAAUUUCUAAAAUGACUGUGUAUAAAACAAACUGGCUGCAAUAAAUACAUUCCACUUGCUGCAUGAAAGAAAAGCAUUCUUGACAGUUUCUGUGGAUUUUUUUUGUGUGGUUGUUUUCUUCACAAACCUUUUGACAGUUGUGAAUAACAGAGUUUAUGUAUACACUAAAUUGUACAAAAUGAAGUCAAAUAUAUUUCUCAGCCAACAAUAUAAUAUAAAAAUAUUCCAACUGGAUUUGACCUUUUAUUUGUGCUGUUUGGGGAGUCAUUGUGUUUGUGUCCUUACAUAUUUGUGUGGGUGGGUAGAUGGACGUGCUGUCAUUAGCAGCCUCCCAACAUUUGCACUGCUUCUGAAAAUGUAGUUUUAAGAAAGAAAUACCAGGUGUACUGUAAAAGACUUGAUGUCUACUGCACCUUCUGUUUACUGGUAAUAGAACUGUGGUGAUUCUUUUUGUUAUUGGAAGAAUCCAUUUAUUUUAAUGAUCAACAGCACAAUAAGGAUCAGUUCAAGAGAAAAAAACUGAGCUUAAAAUUACCAUCAUUUUAUCCUGUAUGUCUUAUUGCAUUUGUUUCAUUUAAAGGAUAAAAUGUAGACUUUUAUAGUAUCCUUAAUUGUUGAAAAAUAAUGCAUGUGUUUAAUUCAUGGUUGGUCUUGUACCUUAUCCUAAUGCAUUUUUAGAAAUAAUUUUCCUCUUUGGAAUGAAAGGGGAAAAUAUUGGGUGUAUAGAAAAGUCAUUUUUCAUAUGAGAUUGUAAAUCUUUCCAUAAUCUUCAAUUAUAUGGCUUUCACAUGUUGUGUUUGCAAAAAAGAUGGUGUAUUAAAUAGCUACAAGUGC